Arabidopsis lyrata subsp. lyrata is the source of this 2287-nucleotide messenger RNA. Its product is annotated as sodium/hydrogen exchanger 3. The record is from RefSeq and is a predicted model, not a curated record. Gene Ontology annotation, cellular component: membrane. Gene Ontology annotation, biological process: sodium ion transport; proton transmembrane transport; regulation of pH. The transcript is spliced from 14 exons. The coding region runs from base 388 to 2052 and encodes 554 amino acids. Gene Ontology annotation, molecular function: sodium:proton antiporter activity. Lineage: Eukaryota; Viridiplantae; Streptophyta; Magnoliopsida; Brassicales; Brassicaceae.
AAAAUCAUCUUGACCGUCCAUUUGGAAUAAAGUUCUUGAGAUAGAUAAAUAGACGGUGGAGAUUAGCUAACGUGAGAUUUAAAAGCGUUGACCUCUCUCUCUUCCACUUGGCUUCUCUGCAAAAAAAUCUUUAUUUAUAUAUUUACGCCAUCUUUGGCGGUCUCUCUCGUCUUCUUCGUCUUCGAUCGUCUCUUUGCUGUCCAUUAUACGAACUGUGAUAUCUCUCUCUACGACCAAAUAUAAUCAUUCGAUCUUUCGAAACUCGUCAUAACUCUUGCCAGAGGGAAACUAUACCAUUUUAGGUACUUUCAAUCAGAAAUCUAAAUUCCACAAAUCACGCGUCGUGUGUUUGUUUAGGAGAUAUAUUCUUAGAGCAGAGAUUCGGCGAUGGUGAUCGGAUUAACCACAAUGCUGGAGAAAUCAGAGGCUCUUUUCGCUUCAGAUCAUGCAUCGGUCGUCUCCAUGAACUUAUUCGUUGCUCUGCUUUGUGCUUGCAUCGUGCUUGGUCACUUGCUCGAGGAGACUCGGUGGAUGAACGAGUCAAUCACUGCUCUUAUCAUCGGUUCAUGUACUGGGAUUGUGAUCUUGCUUAUAAGUGGAGGCAAAAGCUCAAGGAUUCUUGUGUUUAGUGAAGAUCUCUUCUUCAUUUAUCUUCUUCCACCGAUUAUAUUCAACGCAGGAUUUCAGGUUAAGAAGAAGCAAUUUUUUCGCAACUUCAUGACCAUUAUGUUAUUUGGUGCUGUUGGUACUCUCAUUUCAUUUGUUAUCAUAUCAUUAGGUGCUAAACAUUUUUUCAAGAAAAUGAAUAUCGGUGAUCUUACCAUUUCGGAUUAUCUAGCCAUUGGAGCAAUAUUCUCUGCUACAGACUCUGUUUGCACCUUGCAAGUGCUUAAUCAAGACGAGACACCUCUCUUGUACAGUCUUGUCUUUGGAGAAGGUGUAGUGAACGAUGCCACAUCGGUUGUUCUCUUCAACGCGAUACAGAGAUUUGACCUCACACACAUCAAUUCAGCCAUAGCUUUGGAGUUUGCUGGAAACUUCUUUUAUCUCUUCAUCUUAAGCACAGCACUUGGUGUUGCAGCUGGAUUGCUCAGUGCUUUUGUUAUCAAGAAGCUCUAUAUCGGAAGGCACUCUACUGAUCGUGAAGUUGCACUUAUGAUGCUAUUGGCUUACUUAUCAUAUAUGUUGGCAGAGCUGUUCCACUUGAGCUCUAUCUUGACUGUGUUCUUCUGUGGUAUUGUUAUGUCUCACUACACAUGGCACAAUGUUACAGAUAAAUCAAAGGUCACUACAAAACAUACUUUUGCUGCAUUGUCAUUUCUAGCUGAGAUUUUUAUCUUCCUUUACGUUGGAAUGGACGCUCUCGAUAUCGAGAAAUGGGACGUUGUACGCAGCAGUCCUGGUCAGUCGAUUGGUGUGAGUUCAAUACUUCUCGGGCUUAUUCUUGUGGGUCGCGCCGCCUUCGUGUUCCCACUUUCCUUCCUGUCCAAUUUAACAAAGUCUUCACUGGAUGAGAAAAUAGAUUGGAAAAAACAAGUAACCAUUUGGUGGGCUGGUCUGAUGCGUGGUGCAGUGUCAAUGGCUCUUGCUUAUAACCAGUUCACAACUUCAGGACACACCAAGGUUCUUGGAAACGCUAUCAUGAUCACCAGCACCAUCACUGUUGUUCUUUUCAGCACUGUGGUGUUUGGAUUGCUAACCAAACCGUUAGUCAAACACUUGCAGCCUUCAUCAAAACGAUCUUCCACGACCGCGCUGCAGAUCACCACAGGAUCUUCUUUCCACGAUCCGCUCCUCACAAACAAUGAGCCGUUGCUCAGUACCCAAGGCCCGUCAGAAUACAACAUAGAACAGCCGGUUAGCUUUAGAAUGUUCUGGAACUCUCCGUCCCGAGCCAUUCAUCAUUACUGGAGGAAAUUUGAUAACGCAGUUAUGCGUCGCAUAUUUGGCGGCCGAGGCGUUUCACCAGUAGUUCCAGGAUCACCCAUUGAUACUAGUGUUCGGCAGUGGAGUGAAGAAGUUGAAAACAAGGAACAAAACGGCGAACCUUGAUGACCAUUAUGACAUAUCUUUGACUUGUUAAUCGCGUUUUUGCCUCCAGUUUUGGUAUAAUGGGUUUUUUUUAGAUAUAUGGGAGCAUUUUUGUAUGUGAAUUCUUUUUUGUCCGGUUUGAUUUUUGGUUUGUGGUGUGAUUUUGUAAAGCCGGUCCAUUUUUUCCGUGGUUUGGGUUUUGGUUUCGUUGUAAAAUUGUAAUUGUCCAUGUAAAUAGAGACUGAUACAGGGGUGA